CGUGUGAGGUAUUUCAUGUACCCUCAGGAAGCGUCGGCUCUCCGGGACAUCUGUGUUUGGGGCGUUGUGCAGGUGUUUGAACGCCGGUGCUGUGGGUGGGUGCGCUGGUGCGGCGGAUGGCGGGUUUUCAUGUGGGAUGGGGCGGAUCGUGCGCCGGGGCUGCGCUCGUCGCCUCCGGGUGCCGCCGGGCGGCCCGCGGGGAGGGCAGGGAGGCCGGGGAGGGGAGGCCCGCCCAGCCCCCGCCGCCCCGCUCCCGCUGUCAGUGCGAGGCGGGCCGGCCGCCCGCAGACACCUCCCUCCGCCGCCGCCUCCUCCCGCCCGGCGGCGGCAGCACCAGCGCAGCCUCCGCCGCCGCAGCGCCAUCGAUGGGGUCCGGCGGCCGCCGCCCUGGCCCUGCCCGAUGUGGACGAGUGUGCCCUGGGGCUCGAUGACUGCCACCCAGACGCGAUUUGUCAAAACACCCCCAAGCUGUACAAGUGCAUGUGCAAAGUUGGUUAUGCUGGUGAAGGGAAGAAAUGUGAAGACAUUGAUGAAUGUGAUAACGACUUCAAUGGAGGCUGCGUCCACGAGUGUUUCAACAUUCCAGGCAAUUACCGCUGUACUUGCUACGACGGCUUCAUGUUGGCUCACGAUGGCCACAACUGCCUGGAUACAGAUGAAUGCAUGUUCAACAACGGUGGCUGCCAGCAUGUUUGUGUCAACACUGUGGGGAGCUAUGAAUGUCGCUGUAAGGAAGGGUUCUUUCUAAGUGAUAACCAGCAUACGUGCAUCCACCGCUCAGAAGAAGGCAUGAGCUGCAUGAAUAAAGAUCAUGGCUGUGCCCACAUCUGCAGAGAAACACCCAAAGGAGGAGUUGCCUGUGAAUGCCGACCAGGAUUUGAACUGUCCAAGAACCAGAGGAGCUGUAUUUUAACAUGUAAUCAUGGAAAUGGUGGCUGCCAACAUACCUGUGAUGAUGCUGAUAAUGGGCCUGUUUGUGGAUGUCACCCCAAGUACAUCAUGCAUGUGGAUGGCAAAACCUGCCUGGAAAGGGAAGAGGCUGCUGUUGAAGUUUCUGAGGGAAACACUACAGCAGGAGCUGAUGUGGACAAGAGGGUGAAGCGACGGUUACUUAUGGAAACAUGCGCUGUAAAUAAUGGUGGCUGUGAUCGUACAUGUAAAGAUACAUCGACUGGAGUUCACUGCAGCUGUCCUGUUGGAUUCACACUGCAGUUUGAUGGGAAGACAUGUAAAGAUAUUGAUGAAUGCCAGUCCAAUAAUGGAGGCUGCGAUCAUUUCUGUAAAAACACUGUUGGCAGUUUUGAUUGCAGCUGCAGAAAAGGAUUUAAAUUAUUAACAGAUGAGAAGUCUUGUCAAGACAUUGAUGAGUGCUCUUUUGAACGGACGUGCGACCACACGUGCAUCAAUCAUCCAGGCACCUUUGAGUGUACUUGUAACAAAGGAUAUGCUCUCUAUGGCUUCACGCACUGUGGAGAUAUUAAUGAAUGUAGCGUCAACAAUGGUGGUUGCCAACAGCUGUGUGUGAAUACUCUGGGAGACUAUGAAUGCCUGUGUCACUCCAACUACAAAUUACACUGGAAUAAAAAGGAUUGUGUUGAGAUAAAGGGUCUCUUGCCUGAUAAUAUGUCACCCAAGGUAUUGCUGCACUGCAUUAAGAGUGGUGGGAGCGAUAGAUGCUUCUUAAGCUGCUCUUCGGAUGUCCAGGUAUUUUCUGGAACACAAGAUGCCUACAGCCUCACCUGUGGCAGGUCAUCUCAGCUUAAGAAAAAGCAGCAAAAUACAAAUGCAUCCAGCUGGCUGGAUACUUCAGCCAUCAAGAUAAGCGUAACUUUUAAAUUAAAUGAAGGAAAAUGUAGUUUGAAAAAAACUGAGAUGUUUCAAGAAGGUCUGGAACAGAUGAUACCAGAGAGACAUAAUUCCGUAAUGGAGAGCUUCCACUAUGUAAACCUAACGUGCAGCUCUGGCAAGAAAGUUCAUGGAGCCCUCAGUAGACUGACAGCUACUAGAGAAAUUUUUAUCACUGCGGACUUUGAGCUUGAAACGAGCCGAAAGGAGGUGACAGACACAUGUGAUGUGCGCUGUGCUCGGAAAAAGACUGAAAAGAGGUUCCGUAAAACCAUUCGAACCCUGCGGAAAACAGUCAACAGGGAUCAGUUCCGUGUUCGUGUCUCUGGCAUGGACCAUGAAGUGGCCAGGAAAUCUCUCAAGCUCUCGGAGCCGCAGCAGUCCUGUGGUGUAGGACAGAUGCACGUGGGUAACCGAUGUGAUCAGUGCUCACCAGGUGAAUAUUCUCCUGAUGGCUUCAAGCCCUGUCUGCCAUGUCCCCUUGGAACCUACCAGCCCGAAGCUGGGAGAGUAUCCUGCUUUCCUUGCGGAGGAGGUCUAACAACAAGACAUAGCGGUGCAUCUUUCUUUCAGGACUGUGAGACCAAAGUUCAGUGUUCACCUGGCCAUUUUUAUAAUACCACAACUCAUCGGUGUAUUCGCUGCACAGUUGGGACAUACCAGCCUGAGUUUGGACAAAAUUACUGCAUUUCAUGCCCUGGAAACACCACUACUGAUUUUGAUGGAUCAACAAAUGUAACACAGUGCAAAAAUAGGCACUGUGGAGGUGAACUGGGGGAUUACACUGGAUAUAUCGAAUCACCAAACUAUCCUGGGGACUACCCUGCAAACAGUGAGUGUACUUGGAAUAUUAACCCACCGCCAAAGCGCCGUAUUCUGAUUGUGGUUCCGGAAAUAUUUCUACCGAUAGAAGAUGAGUGUGGAGACUACCUGGUGAUGCGAAAAAGCUCUUCUUCCAACUCAGUGACCACGUAUGAAACCUGCCAAACCUACGAACGCCCUAUAGCUUUCACUUCUAGGUCUAAGAAGUUGUGGAUCCAGUUCAAGUCGAAUGAAGGGAACAGUGCCAAAGGAUUCCAAAUUCCCUAUGUAACGUAUGAUGAGGAUUAUCAAGAACUAAUAGAAGACAUUGUUCGGGAUGGUAGACUUUAUGCGUCUGAAAAUCAUCAAGAAAUACUUAAGGACAAGAAACUGAUAAAAGCGUUGUUUGAUGUGUUGGCGCAUCCACAGAACUACUUCAAGUACACAGCCCAAGAGUCAAGAGAGAUGUUCCCAAGAUCCUUCAUUCGGCUGCUGCGCUCUAAAGUUUCCAGAUUUUUGAGGCCUUACAAAUAGUUGGCACUGUACUUCAAAAAACUGACCAGCCCUGGCCAUGCACAGAGGGGUUGUGGUAGGUGGGGCUGCUUUCUGUGUUACACACACUGGCAGAGAAACUCCAGGGAAGCUUGCCAGGUCCGUUCUUGGCAGAGUUUGGCUUUCUUAGCUAAUAUAAAUAUUUUGAUGAACAGAAUUUUGAUUCCUUUCCAGAUAAUGCCUUUUGGGUACCACAGAUACUUCACGGAUCUCUGAAAUGAGUGAUGCCGAGCAGAAGUUUGUAAAGUUCUGCCCUGUUGCUUCAUCAGUAACUCUUAAAGCUAAUGACGACAGACAGGCUAAGUAGUGUGGUUUAGGAUGAACUCUGGGCUGCCGUUAAUACAUGUUACCUCAAGAAAGCUGGGUUCAUGUUUGGUCUCACUGAAAGUGAGAACAAGAUUGAUGUUUCUCUUAACUUUUGCUAUGCAGGAAAUACAGAGCUAAGAUUGAAGUAGUUUUAGUUUGAACCAGUGAAUCCAAGAAUUGCACAAGGUAUAAUUUUUCUCUGAACGACAUGUUGUAUGAGGCAUACAGAGAAAUAAGCAAAAGGUUGAAUAUUAGUUUGAAUGCUCUGGGUCUUGAUCACACUGUGUUUGUGCUAAUGACCUGUUGACUUAAAUUGACUGAUGCCAGAAUAAAACCAGGGCACCACAGUAAUGGAAAAGAGACCCUGACCUGCUGGACUCUCCCACUUUGGGCUGACUGCAAGUGUUACAACAGAGCAGAUUUGUUAUUAAAACCCAGUGCUCUCUCCCUGUGCAUAGGCCUGGGACAGCAUGAGGUGUUGGCUCUUCCAAGUAGUGUAAGAUGGUGUCCUCUGAGCACCUAGAGUUGAACACACAAGCCCAACUUUAAAUGCAGGCUUUGCAUAUAUUAUAUUCUUGCACAUUAUGAUUUAAACCUGUAUAAGGCUCUUAAAUGAGCCUUAAUUCUUAUGUUCCUUUACCUGUCUGAGCACCUUGCAAUGACCUUGUUGAGCAGAGAACAGCUGCUUUCGCUGACUUGCUGGAGAGAAGUAGAUGUGCAAAGAUAUUCCUCAACCAGACUGUGGCCACAAAAGUCAUCUAUGGUGAAAUGCUGCUCAAGAUUCCUAAAAUCUGGGUCCUUUUCCUCAGGUUGUGUUUCUUACAGGAGAGAAGGCUAUUCUGAAAGGGCCUGUAGGGAGCACUGUGUUGAUGAAAAUGUUUUUGUUAUCUCAGUGCUUUUCUUUCCACACUAAAAUUGCAUCACUGUCCUCUGGCCACACAAACUGUUUCAUGGGUGUAAUGUAUUUUUUGGGUGUUCUGUACUAAAGGGAGAUGGCCGCAGUCCCACUCAUUUGGAGAUGGACUCACAACCUCCAUCAUUUGGUGACUGGCAGCGCUGAGCGGUGCAGGGGCGGACCAGUCUUCUUCUGUGUGCCCCCUUAGGAAAGGUACUGAAAUUCUGCUGUGUAGCCAGAACGAAUGUUCCCUUUCUUAGGAUGUGGAGUCAGAUCUCCUUGGGGUUCAUUGCAUUGGUAUGUGGUAUUUAACUGUUGUAUGUGAAUAAUACCAUGUCCACAGUGUGACAGAUGAAACUCUCAUCAAGAACAGGGGUCUGAAUCUGUUCCCUGCACUGUUAGGAGCAAAUGAAACUGCCAAGCGCAGCCUUGCUGAACUGUCACACCAUGGCAGCCCUGUUUGGUGGCAUGUGAGGCAGUGCAGCCUGUCUUGUGGUGAGGACACGGUUUGAUUAUGGUGUGAUGGGGAGGGGCAGCAGCCUCAGGCCACAGCUGGGAGCAGAACCUCUCAGGAUGGGGUGAUGUGAUGCUGUAUUCCUCUUGCUACUGCCCAGAAAGAAUUGUGGUGGUCUGGGCAGAGGAGGGAAAUGGCUUGUGUUGCUGCCAAGAGAGAGAACAGUCCCUUGGCUGGCUGUACUGAGGCUCCUGCUCCAGUUCAAGAGCUGCAGGUGGGUUCCUGUAGCAGAGUGGUGAGUGCCCGUUCCUUGAACAGGGCUGCCAGGCCUGGAGCAAAGGGGAGAAAACAGGGUCGGUGGGGAGGAGGGAGGCAGGGGGGCAAUCAGCAGAACAAAAGGAAAGGUCCUCGAGCAUUCCUGGCUGGUGUGCAUCAUCCUGAGCAGGGGCUGUGAUGCCUUAGUGGGGAGACAAGACAGGAGUUAUCUGGAAAAAGGUAUGAAGCAGUGUGAUCAAUAAGAAUGGCUAAGAGAUGACAAAACAAUAGGAAGGGUGGUGAGACAGGCGUGCUAUGUAUGGUAAAGCGCACUGUUGUGGUGAGAUCCCAGGAAGGUAUUUCAAGAUACUUUCCCUCUGGCUGCACAGCCCCUACCUCUCUGCUGUUUGUGGCUUUCCUGUGCCAGAUGCCAUGUGUCAGUGAGUUGCAAUGACUCACCAACCAUCUCUGUGUGGCGAUGGAGCACUUUGAAAUGGGCGAGAUGCUGCAGAUCUGCUCGAGGGUGCAUGGGCAAGUUAGAGACAUGCUGGUGGGGCACUGGAAGGAGAGGACCAUGGUGUGCCAGCUUCUGGGCCAAGCCCAGCAGAGCAGCUUUGCUGUGAUCUGUGUGCUCUCUGCCAUGGGAAGCAACCCAGUUCUUGCUGUAUUUCCCCACUCAGAAGGCUGCAGAUAUGAACAGUUCUGUUUCGUGUUGCUGAACGACACAUGAAUCAGAGUGAUUGGUUUCGACAACAGUUCAAGAAAACAAAAGUUGUGAAACAUCCAUAUAUUUUUAAUUGAUUAAACUGGGAUUUCCUGCUCUGUGCAUGAGUUACUGACGUGAGCUCUGGGUUCAUUGCGCUGCACCUCGUCUCACAGGCAGUUCUGCAUGGCUGCUCCAGGACCAGCACCUCACCUUCAGUCUGUGCACUGGGUCUCAGCUUUGCUCCUCCAUCAUCCCCGUGUGCACAGGCCGUUCCCAUGGUGUCUGUGGAAGGAGAGGAGUGUGUCAGUGCACAGGCCUGGGCUGAGGAGAAAAACCUUGCCCUUCCUUUUGCUCCACAGCCCCGUUAGUUUUCUACAUAAAAAGUAAAUGACUCAGAAGCACUUCUGUUACCCUUGAUCUAACAUUAUUAAUCAAAAUUUCCCCUUUUACUGUGGAUCCUGUGUGUGCAGUAAAGAGUGAAGAGGGAAUUUUUUGCCAUCUUAAAUUUUGGGAGAAGUGAUAACUGUUGCAGAACAUUCUAACACUUGGCAUUGUAUCUUCAUAGCGAUGGUAGUGGCUCUGUAGAAAUGUUAAUUUCUACUUCCUGUGUGGUUGUAGAUGGAUGUUAUAUUUUGGCAACAAAUGACUGAAAAAGUGUUUAACCUUAUAAAACAGAAUUUAACUAUUGAAGUAAUUACUAGUGUUAACUGGAUGACUUAAUGUCACCUACAUAAGCAUAAGGAUCUCUUUCAUGAUUGUAAAUUAAUGUAAAAUGUUUCAGACUGUUACUCUUAAUAAGAGAAAUAAACCAGUGAACUUUUAGUUGCAUGAAAA
Messenger RNA from Columba livia (rock pigeon), 6648 nucleotides. It is a transcript of the gene SCUBE2, whose product is annotated as signal peptide, CUB domain and EGF like domain containing 2. Gene Ontology annotation, biological process: signal transduction. The transcript is spliced from 23 exons. The coding region runs from base 16 to 3180 and encodes 1054 amino acids. Gene Ontology annotation, cellular component: cell surface. NCBI's taxonomy places the organism in Eukaryota, Metazoa, Chordata, Aves, Columbiformes, Columbidae. Gene Ontology annotation, molecular function: calcium ion binding. The record is from RefSeq and is a predicted model, not a curated record.